Molecule: messenger RNA, 1410 nt
Organism: Guyanagaster necrorhizus
Lineage: Eukaryota; Fungi; Basidiomycota; Agaricomycetes; Agaricales; Physalacriaceae
Product: protein DFG10
Exons: 4
Coding region: 128-1105 (325 amino acids)
Biological process (GO): dolichol-linked oligosaccharide biosynthetic process; polyprenol catabolic process
Cellular component (GO): endoplasmic reticulum
Molecular function (GO): 3-oxo-5-alpha-steroid 4-dehydrogenase activity
Source: RefSeq, a predicted model, not a curated record
AGAAGAGUUCCAAACUAUUAGAUCACAAUCAACGCUCUUACCUGUACCACCAUGUUGCUACUUGUGAUUCUGUUGUCCAUUGCCGUCGUCGCCACGGGCCGUGAUGGUAGCGGAAGAAUAAAAGCACAUGCCUGACGUAGAGCGACCAUAUGUAUACUACUUAUACGGCAGGUCCAGGUCUGCUGGCUCUCUCGCAGUACCUGUCAUGGUAGUCGAUCUAGUACAAGGCGUACGAGGCGGUUUUCUCUUCGGUGCGUCCGUGGUACUAGCAGUCAAUGCUGUCCCACCGCUACGGAGACGUUUUUUGCUCUACGGAUCUCGAACAGUAUCGCAACAGAGCGUGGAGCUGUCACCUAAAUGCUCGCUUUCUGCAUUCUUGGACUAUCUAGCGACACUCCAGGUCCCUCAUCGAUAUUUUACUCAUUUCUACGUCGUUUCUGUCUCCUCAUCUGCAUUUUGGGCCCAGCAGAUUCUCCGCAAUGGACGCUUGUUCUCAGCCGUUGCGGCCUUGGCACCAAAGAUUGACCUCUCGAAGGCGAUGACCAAAGAGCAGAUACUGCUGACGUGGGCUCUGAUGUCUACUCAGGGAUGUCGCCGUCUCUAUGAAUCUAUAUGUCUUGCCAAGCCUUCCACCGCGAAGAUGUGGUUCGUGCAUUGGCUUUUGGGCUGGGCUUUUUACUCAGGCAUGGGAUUAGCCGUGUGGGUGGAGGGUAUCCAAACCCUUCGUUCGACACCACCUGAACUCGCACUAUCUUCCCCCAGCCUACGUACAACCACUUUUCUGCCGCUGUUCUUGUUUGCGUCCUGGAUGCAGAACAAAUGCCAUCGACACCUUGCUUCUUUGAAGAAGUAUUCCCUGCCUACGCAUCCCUUCUUCCGAUACAUUAUUUGUCCACACUAUACUGCUGAGUGCUUGAUUUAUCUUUCACUCGCGGGAAUCGCUGCUCCACCUGGGCAAAUGUUCAACAAGACAAUCUUGGCCGCUCUCGUGUUUGUCGCAGUCAAUCUUGGUGCGACUGCUGAGACGACUCGGCAAUGGUAUGUUGAAAAGUUUGGCGAGGACAAAGUCACCGCUCUAUGGAAGAUGAUACCGUUUGUAUUUUGAGGGUAACUUUUCGCCUGAUUUGUUGUUUGCCCCUGUUCUUAGAGGCCGCACCCUUACGGGGGCUGAGCUGAAUCAGUUUGGCCUGGGGAGUGUUCGGUACCGUAGCACUGAUUUGUGGUUUCCUUCUCAGCGACACAAUCGACCGGAAUAAAUUUCUUCUUCCUCCAAAAAUCUUAAUCACGGUGCCAAACAGUGACCUAUACUCAUUGAAUCAGCAUAUACAUUCAUACCGAAGAGCCUCGAGGAGUCGACGAGGACCGAUACGUCUCUGUGCCUGUUGUUACUCACCGGAAGUUUAAGCAGUA